Chlorocebus sabaeus (green monkey) is the source of this 1630-nucleotide messenger RNA. Lineage: Eukaryota; Metazoa; Chordata; Mammalia; Primates; Cercopithecidae. The record is from RefSeq and is a predicted model, not a curated record.
AGUUUUUUUAUAGUUUUGUAACAGGUUAUUGGUGAUUUUACCAACUAGGUAGAGAGUAAUUCUCAAUGAGAAGAAUCUGUAGGCCUUGGCGUUAACACCAGGACAAUAAAUACUGGAAGAAACUUAUUCCAGAUUCCUUUCGUUACUAUUUUGCUUAUCUGCUUAGACAUUCCCUUUCUAGCAUUUAUCAAACUUCCCCACAGACAUUGUCAGGUCGGAGUGUGACAUCCUGCCUCCAGGAGCCGAGGGUCGGGGCAGGUCCUACACUAACCCACGCAAAAAGUGUUUGACAUUUCAUGUUUAUAUUAAGAAUAGAUGCAUAUCUUGCCUUAUAGCAUUAUGUUUGUUUCAUAUUAAUAUCUGAAAUGACUUACUUAUUGAGCAAAAUUGAGGCCCCAAACAGAUGCACUGUUUCUAGUCUUUGGUGUCAUAGAGGCCUAGGGCACUAAGAGAUUUUUCAUGAUUGGGAAGCAAGAUGUGAAAUUUAUUUGUGUGAAAUAAAAUUAAACUUUUUAAUGUUUUAAACAUCAGAUUUAUAAGGUAAAGAAAACUACAUUGCAUCAAAAGUCUGCUUCAGAAGUUGCAGUUUGUUAUUUACAUCUUCUUUUGAACAUCGACAUUUCUAUUUAGUUAAGAUUUUUAUAUGUAAGACCAACAACAACCACAACCAUUGAUUGAUUGAUUGAUUGAUUGGGAGUAUUCCUCCCAAGGUCAGAGCAGUAUUGGAUCUGAUAACAGCCUGAAGACCUGGAGCGGUAAAAUACUGUAAUCUGAUGGGCCGUAUUUUACUAUUUUUACCUACAAUCUAUUUGCUUGCUUUACUAUCAUUUUAUUCAGAUUAUACAUCUUGCAGGCCUAUAGUGAUGAAGAGAGUAGUUCAUUUCACUCACAUUAUGUAAUGCAGAAUUUUUUCUUUGUUAGUUUUGUAGGAAAUUGUGAGAUUGAUUUGGAGAUCAAACGAUAUUUUUGUAGAGCUGGUGUGAAAAGUAUCCAGAUUCAUGGCACCAUGCGGGUGAUGCUGGAGCCGUUGAUCGGAGACAUGCCCUUAGUUGGAGCUUUGUCUGUCUUCUUCCUUAGGAAACCACUUUUAGAAAUUAACUGGACAGGACUGACGAAUCUUCUGGAUAUCCCUGGAUUGAAAGAGAGAUCUCACUAUGUUUCUCAGACUGGCCUCAACCCCCUGGGCUCAAGGGCUCUUCCUGCCUCAACCUCCCAAGUAGCUGAACUAUAGACUUGAACCACUGCCUCCCUUCUCCUCGUCGUCUUUGUAGAUUUUAUAUAUACUUAAUACAAUGAACCACUGCAGCUUCUCUUGUCUUUUAUGCAAAUUUUAUAUAUGUAAUACAAAAAUAUACUCAUAUAUAUAGAAUUAUGUCAUUAAAAAUAUAUCCUUAUAUAACAGAUAAAUACAUACACGUUCAAAAAAUAGGCUGCUGUAUAAAAGGAGAUGUAAAAAUAUCUCUUCUGAGUUUAUAUAUAUAGGUAUACAUAAUUCAUACACAAUCAUGUAGAUUUUAUAUAAUACAAUUAUGUUUACAUAAAUGUUAUGUACUGAAAUUUAAUAGGUAUGUAUGUAAAAUUGGGGCUACUAGUUCUCACUGAGUCUAUCAAAUAAAUCACAGCUAUAGCA